AUGCAUCCUGAGCAACAGCGACUAAUCCAUCACAGCCGAGGGCCUCUGCUUCUCAAGUUUGCCCUAUUGCACCGUAGAGGCUACAGUACUCAGCUAACGAUACCUAAUGUGAGCUUCACAUUGGACACCUUUACCGAUGCCGACUACCUCCCCAAGUUCCGCUUUUCCAUGUCCACCCUGCAAUCCCUUGUCACUUUCCUUCGUAUCCCACCACGCGUCGUUACCCCAGAACGAACCACUUGCAGUGGUGUCGAGGCUCUCUGUAUCCUGCUCCGCCGUUUUGCAGUCCCCGAUCGAUGGUCCGACCUUAUCACUAUCUUUGGCAACAUAUUUCUGCACGUGCUCGACCACAUUUACUCCAACUUUGCCGAAAUCAUCUUUCUGGACCGCAAACGUAUCAGCCUCAAAUUACACGAGUUCAGCCAAGCGGUCGUAGCAAAAGGAGCCGAAGUUCACAACGUAUGGGACGUGUACAAUCGACACAAACGACGUCAUGCCGUCAAAUACCAGACCCUGGUGGCCCCCGAUGGAAUCAUUGCCCAUGCAUUUGGGCUAAUCGAAGGUCGUCGGCCCGACCUGACAAUACUGCGCCAUACUUGGAAAAUGAUAUUGCUGGGGAUGCUCGGUUUCAAGGAUUAG
This is a messenger RNA of Aphanomyces astaci, 639 nucleotides long. RefSeq lists its product as hypothetical. NCBI's taxonomy places the organism in Eukaryota, Oomycota, Saprolegniomycetes, Saprolegniales, Verrucalvaceae. The coding region runs from base 1 to 639 and encodes 212 amino acids. The transcript has 2 exons. The record is from RefSeq and is a predicted model, not a curated record.